Molecule: messenger RNA, 6194 nt
Organism: Schistosoma mattheei
Lineage: Eukaryota; Metazoa; Platyhelminthes; Trematoda; Strigeidida; Schistosomatidae
Source: the annotation of a GenBank genome assembly
AUGAAACAAAACGAAGCAACACAAAUGAAAAAAGUUGAUAAAUUAAAAUCAAAAGAAAAACAGAAGGUUAAUGAAAAUGACAAAAGGUUACACUCCACAAAAAAUAAACAAUCAUGUGACGUCCAUUCAUGUCAAACAACAAAAAAUAACCAGGUGAAAACUCACCGAAAAUCUCGUUCUAUCACAAACUAUUUAUCUAGGCAUCAUGAAAAUGAUCAUGAUGACGAAGAUGAAACAUCGCUAGACUCAGAUGGUAACGGCAUACCGGAUUAUAUGGAAGAUGAAAAUGGCGAUGGUAUUCCGGACUACCUAGAAGAUGAUGAUAAUGAUGGCAUUCCAGAUCAUUUAGAAACUGAUUCAGAUGGAGACGGUAUUCCAGAUUAUAUGGAAGAUGAUGAUGGGGAUGGAAUACCAAACUACCUAGAAGACGAAGAUGAAAAUGGCAUUCCAGAUUACCUGGAAAAUGGUAAAGAGAGCGAAAAUCAAGGUAAGUAUAAAAUAAACGAACGUCCAGUUCGAAAACAUAAAACUAAAGAAAUACGUUCAGAAGAUGAGGAUGGUGACGGAAUUCCAGACUACCUGGAAGACGAUGACGGGGACGGUAUUCCCAAUUAUCUCGAAACGAGUCACCUCAAGAGAGCAAGCAAAUUACCGAAACAUAUCGACAGGGACGGUGAUGGAAUUCCAGACCAUCUAGAGGGUGAUUCUGAUGGUGACGGUAUCCCUGACCACCAGGAAGAUGAGGAUGGUGACGGAAUUCCAGACUACCUGGAAGACGAUGACGGGGACGGUAUUCCCAAUUAUCUCGAAACGAGUCACCUCAAGAGAGCAAGCAAAUUACCGAAACAUAUCGACAGGGACGGUGAUGGAAUUCCAGACCAUCUAGAGGGUGAUUCUGAUGGUGACGGUAUCCCUGACCACCAGGAAGAUGAGGAUGGUGACGGAAUUCCAGACUACCUGGAAGACGAUGACGGGGACGGUAUUCCCAAUUAUCUCGAAACGAGUCACCUCAAGAGAGCAAGCAAAUUACCGAAACAUAUCGACAGGGACGGUGAUGGAAUUCCAGACCAUCUAGAGGGUGAUUCUGAUGGUGACGGUAUCCCUGACCACCAGGAAGAUGAGGAUGGUGACGGAAUUCCAGACUACCUGGAAGACGAUGACGGGGACGGAGAUGAGGAUGGUGACGGAAUUCCAGACUACCUGGAAGACGAUGACGGGGACGGUAUUCCCAAUUAUCUCGAAACGAGUCACCUCAAGAGAGCAAGCAAAUUACCGAAACAUAUCGACAGGGACGGUGAUGGAAUUCCAGACCAUCUAGAGGGUGAUUCUGAUGGUGACGGUAUCCCUGACCACCAGGAAGAUGAGGAUGGUGACGGAAUUCCAGACUACCUGGAAGACGAUGACGGGGACGGUAUUCCCAAUUAUCUCGAAACGAGUCACCUCAAGAGAGCAAGCAAAUUACCGAAACAUAUCGACAGGGACGGUGAUGGAAUUCCAGACCAUCUAGAGGGUGAUUCUGAUGGUGACGGUAUCCCUGACCACCAGGAAGAUGAGGAUGGUGACGGAAUUCCAGACUACCUGGAAGACGAUGACGGGGACGGUAUUCCCAAUUAUCUCGAAACGAGUCACCUCAAGAGAGCAAGCAAAUUACCGAAACAUAUCGACAGGGACGGUGAUGGAAUUCCAGACCAUCUAGAGGGUGAUUCUGAUGGUGACGGUAUCCCUGACCACCAGGAAGAUGAGGAUGGUGACGGAAUUCCAGACUACCUGGAAGACGAUGACGGGGACGGUAUUCCCAAUUAUCUCGAAACGAGUCACCUCAAGAGAGCAAGCAAAUUACCGAAACAUAUCGACAGGGACGGUGAUGGAAUUCCAGACCAUCUAGAGGGUGAUUCUGAUGGUGACGGUAUCCCUGACCACCAGGAAGAUGAGGAUGGUGACGGAAUUCCAGACUACCUGGAAGACGAUGACGGGGACGGUAUUCCCAAUUAUCUCGAAACGAGUCACCUCAAGAGAGCAAGCAAAUUACCGAAACAUAUCGACAGGGACGGUGAUGGAAUUCCAGACCAUCUAGAGGGUGAUUCUGAUGGUGACGGUAUCCCUGACCACCAGGAAGAUGAGGAUGGUGACGGAAUUCCAGACUACCUGGAAGACGAUGACGGGGACGGUAUUCCCAAUUAUCUCGAAACGAGUCACCUCAAGAGAGCAAGCAAAUUACCGAAACAUAUCGACAGGGACGGUGAUGGAAUUCCAGACCAUCUAGAGGGUGAUUCUGAUGGUGACGGUAUCCCUGACCACCAGGAAGAUGAGGAUGGUGACGGAAUUCCAGACUACCUGGAAGACGAUGACGGGGACGGUGAUUCUGAUGGUGACGGUAUCCCUGACCACCAAGAAGAUGAGGAUGGUGACGGAAUUCCAGACUACCUGGAAGACGAUGACGGGGACGGUAUUCCCAAUUAUCUGGAAAAUAAUGGUGCUGCAUCAAUUUAUUUAAAUUUUUUGCGGAAAUCGAUCAUGAAUUUCAAGUCGUCUUAUUCAGACUACAAUGUUAUUCAUGAUUACUUGCGUGGUGACACUGAUGGUGAUGGUGUUCCUGACUAUCUAAAAGAUAGUGAUAAUGACGGAGUAUCAGAUUUUAUGGAAGAUGAUGAUGUUGAUGGAACACCAAAGUAUGUAGAUGUUGAUUCUACAGGACAAUCCCUGCAACAUACAAUUUCGUAUAAAAAACACUACGAUUUCAAUAAAAAUGGCAUACCAGAUGACUUGGAAAGUGAUCAGGAUGGAGAUGGCAUCCUUGACUUCAUGGAAGAUUCUGAUGACGAUGGUAUUCCAGAUUAUCUAGAGGAUUCAGAUAAUGAUGGAUUCCCAAACUAUUUAGAUGAAACAUUUAACUCCAAACGUGAUAUCCAUUUAAAAUUUGAAGAUAAAAAUAAGAAUGGGAUACCGGAUCAUUUAGAAAGUGAUUCUGACUAUGACGGAGUUCUUGACUAUUUAGAAGAUUCUGAUAGAGAUGGUAUACCAGACUAUUUAGAAGAUACUGAUGCAGAUGGUACACCAGAUUACAUGGAUGAAGAUGCUGUUACACAAUUUUCUCCGAGAAAAAUACGCCAUCGUGGAAGCGGUCGAAAAUUUGCUGAUGCUGAUAGAGAUGGUAUACCAGAUCAUUUAGAAGGUGAUAUUAAUCAAAACAAUAUCAUUGACUAUUUAGAAGAUUUGGAUAAUAACAGUAUACCGGAUUAUCUUGAAGAUUCUGACAAAGAUGGUAUACCAGACUAUUUAGACGAAGAUGCUAAUACAAAAUUUUCACCCAAAGUAUUAAGAUCAUUAAAACCAACCAGGCAUUAUGCUGAUAUAGACGGUGAUUACAUACCAGACCAUUUGGAAGAAGAUAAUGAUGGUGAUGGAAUUCCAGACUACCAAGAAGAUUCUGAUUCGAAUGGUAUCCCAGAUUAUUUAGAAGACAGUGAUGGUGAUGGUAUACCGGAUUACAUAGAUGAGGAUGCUACGACACAGUUUUCACCGAAAAAAUAUCGUAAAUUACGUUCUUCUAUGAAAUUUGAAGAUGAAGACGGUGAUGGUAUACCAGAUCAUUUACAAGGUGAUUCCGAUGGCGAUGGAAUUUUAGAUUUUCUUGAAGAUAGCGAUGGUGAUGGGUUACCAGACUAUUUAGAAGAUGCUGACGGUGAUGGUAUUCCAGAUUAUUUAGAUGAAGAUGCAAAUAGUCAAUUUUCACCGAAACAUUUCACUGACAAAAAUAAAGAUGGUAUACCGGAUCAUUUAGAAGGUGAUUCAGACGGUGAUGGUACACCGGAUUAUCUUGAAGAUACUGAUCAAGAUGGUGUCCCAGAUUAUUUAGAAGAUUCCGAUAAUGAUGGUAUACCGAAUUAUUUAGAUAAUGAUGUUGUUGAUGUGGAAGUUGAAGCAGUUAUUGAAGCGUAUGAUAAAGAUACUAACAAUAAUGGGAUGGCAGAUUAUCUAGAAGAUUGGGAUGGUGAUGGUAUACCAAAUUAUCUUGAAGAUGAAGAUCAUGAUGGUAUUGUAGACUUCUUGGAUAAACAAGACAAUCGUUUAUUAAGAAGAUUGACCAAAAAUAAGAAAUCAAAAUUUCAAAAUCCAAAUGAUAAAAAUGCCAAUUUUAUACCAGAUCAUGUAGAGGAUGAUUUAGAUGGUAAUGGAAUUCCAGAAUUUAAACAAGAUUCUGACGGUGAUGGUAUACCGGAUUACUUAGAUGAAGAUUAUUUUCAUCACUUUCUAAAGGAGUCAAAAAAACAUACUAAAAAGAAAAGAAAAGAAAGUAAAAAAUCUUCGAGUAAAAUCAAAGCCGUCCCUGGGAUCCCAGACAGUUUGGAUCAUGAUGCAAAUAGUGAUGGUGUACUGAAAGAGAAAGUUGCCGAUCGAAAUAACAACGGGGUACCAGAUAAUCUAGAGAUGAAGGACUCUGAUAAUGAUGGAAUUCCCGAUGAUCAAGACGAUGACGACGAUAAUGAUGGUAUCAAGGAUUAUCAUGAAGAUCGAAAUGGUAAUCAGAUGUUGGAUAUUCUUGAAGCAAAAGAUACAGAUGGUGAUGGCAUUCCUGAUUAUCUAGAUGACGACGAUGAUGGGGACGGUAUACCUGAUUGCGAUGACGAUGAUGACGAUGGUGAUGGUAUAUUAGACAUUGAUGAAGACGAAAACAGGAAUAAAAUUCCUGACCAUUUAGAAACCGAAGACACUGAUGGGGACGGAAUUAUUGAUCUACUUGAUACAGAUGAUGAUAACGAUAAUAUACCAGACCACUUAGAUAGUGAUUCCAAUGGAGAUGGUAUUGACGAUAAAAAGCAAGACAGAAAUCGUCAUAAAACUACUAAUCCAAAAGAAACUGUCAAGAAAAAUAGAGAAACCAAAACGAUGGUGCAUUCAUCUUCACCUAAAUCUCAACUACCAGGACAUUCAAAAAGCAAAUCACUACCUAAAAAGACAACAGAAGAUUAUGAUAAUGAAGACAGUGAAAAAACUGAUGAUGAUUAUGACAACAAGAAACUAUCUAAAAUGAAAGACAGUGGUAUCAAUAGUGAUAAUGAUGAUGACGAUGAUGAUGAUAACGAUGAAGACGAAGAUGACGCCGAUGGAGCAGAUGAUGGCAAACCUAUGACGAAAACUAGGUCUAUAGUUUUGUCUAUAUUAAAACGAAUCGAAAACAUCUUUGGUGUUGAAGAUGAUGAUGGUGAUCAUGAUGCUGAAGAGGAUGAUUCACAUGAAGAAAUUCAUGAUCAUUAAAAUGUUAUUUUAUCCUCAUUUUUAUACUAAAGAGAUUUCAUAUGAUUUUAUCAAAACUAAAGUUGUUUUAGAACCAUUAAGUAGUACAACCAACCAUUACUACUCAUUCUCAUGACUUAGUUUGCAUCGGUUGAAUAUACUAGCUCAAUUGACAAAUCUAUUGUUAUGAUGUAUGAUAAUGUGCAGUUCUGUACCUUACCAUUUUUUUUCGUUUUAAAGAUAUUCUUACAUACUAACUAAAUCCUUAGAAUAAUACUCUCACACAAUAGCUUCACUUUUCAUCCACUCAGUCUUUUUGUUCUCCCUCUUCAACCCUUCUUUAUUGCUUCAUUUUCGAAUCAGUUAAACUAUCCAUCUUGUAACUUAUCCAAUUUCUUCUUGUUUUUAUUUGCUUUAGUGGAAAUAGAAAGAAUUGAACAGGAAAACAACAAACAAGUACACAAAAGAGACUAGAUUAGAAAAUAACAAGAAAUAUGAAAAUCAAUAGAAUAGAGUUAUAUACAACGUUGAUUUUCCAGCUCUUUUGUUCUGACCAAGUAAUUUUGCAUUUUCGUUGAUUACACACACACAAACUAAACACAUGUUUUAAUGGUACUACUACUACUACCACUGCCUUUCUUUCAACUACUAUGAAUUAGUUAUUCAUUCAUCAACUGUAAUAAACUCUUUGUGAAUGUUUAUUCCUUGUUUUCUUUCGGUUUUUCAGUUUCACUUCUUCAUAAUCCACUAUUUUUCGUUCGUAUACAGUAGAAAUAUUCUGAAAACCCUAUCUCCCUACAUAUAAUGUUUUUAUUUUUCUCUUUUCAACUUUCAAUUUAAAUUAAAUAUAGACACAUUUAAACAAACAAACAAAUUACAGCACAGAAAUUAAAUAUUAUUUAGUUGAGUUUACUUAUUUUCCUUUAGCAUGUUUUCGUUAAUAAAAUUUACUGGUUUUC